Messenger RNA from Culicoides brevitarsis, 1390 nucleotides. RefSeq names its product tight junction protein ZO-1-like. Lineage: Eukaryota; Metazoa; Arthropoda; Insecta; Diptera; Ceratopogonidae. Gene Ontology annotation, cellular component: bicellular tight junction; plasma membrane. Gene Ontology annotation, biological process: cell-cell adhesion; cell-cell junction organization; protein localization to cell-cell junction. Gene Ontology annotation, molecular function: cell adhesion molecule binding. The record is from RefSeq and is a predicted model, not a curated record. The coding region runs from base 1 to 1227 and encodes 408 amino acids. The transcript has 2 exons.
AUGCAAGAGAGAAUUCAUCAAAGUAGACGAGAAUUCGAGAAAUUAAGCAUUGACGAGAACGCAGGAAGUCCCGUAACGACUCCCACGAGCGAAGAAUUACUCGAAAAUAAACGUCGCGAGAUGAAAGAACGCGGAUAUCGUUCAAAACAGCAACUAAAAGACCAAAUUUAUCAAUCGCGACGCGAAGCAAUGGAAUCUAUGGCUGAACCGGUUUACGUUUCAAAGCGCGAAUUGAAGCAAGAAACGAUUUACGAGUCAAAACACGAGACAAGCGAAGAAAAUUUGGAAAAAUCGAUGCAAAUUAAAAAGGAACCAUCAUUGUACAAGUUCCCUCCAUUACCUCCGCCCCCGAAAACGCCUCCGCCAGAUCCGCCAAGCCAUCCGCCGUCACAGUCAAAAGACGCUUCCAAAGAUUCGAACGAUUCGACACUCAAAUCGGGCGAUCAAACGGUCAUUAGUUCGUCGAAAAAUGCUCCUCUUGCUUCAAUUGACUCCGAAGAAGAAGAUGAAACCAUUAAAAAAAAUAACGAAUCCGAUAUUGAAAAAGCUCUCGCAGCAGCGGAAAAAAUUAAAGUUACCUCUCCGUUAGCGCGGCGACCUUCUCACAUCUCGAACGUAAUAAAACGCACGGCUCCUGUGGAUAAUGCCGCUAUUUAUGCUUCUCGUACUUCAAUUGAGACGCAAUACGUGUCGCAAGCAAGUUUGCCAAUUGGACCGCCAAAUGCCCAAAGUACGCCGUAUGCGAGUGAUUUGUCCUUGGCUCAAGCGGGAGCAGCAGCUGCAAAGAAGCCAUGGAUAUUGCCGACUGUUCCGCGGGAACCGAUGACGACAAAGGGAGUUUUUGACAGCGAAGGAGGCAAAUUAGAAGACCAUUUGUGGAAUGUGACGUUAGUUAUUCCAAAAGGAGCAAUUCCGCCGGGUGUUAAACAAGAAGUUUAUUUUACCGUAACUGAUCCACGGAUGGCAAAUCAAGUUGGAGGACCCCCAUUAGACAUGGAAAAUGGUGAAGCAAUGUUAUCUCCCCUCGUAAUGUGCGGACCACAAGGCCUCGAAUUUCAAGUACCAGUAAUCUUAAGUAUUCCUCAUUGCGCUGGAGCAACGCCAUCCCUUGGCGUCUCACUCAAAGCUACGGACUCUGAAAAGAAUCUCCGCACAGAAUGGGAUAACAUGGAUUUGCCAAGUAAUGCCGCAGCUUCGACAGUUUCCGUUACAGUUGAUCAUUUUUAAAAUUUCGCCAUUUUUAUUUUUUUUUUUAUUUUUGAAACACGUGCCUCACGAGCAUUUUUCAUGUAUUUCAGUUUAAUAUUUUUUUUUCAUACAGGAAUCAUUUUUAUGUGUAGUAAAAUUUUGAUGUAUUGUAGUAGAUUUUAAGUUGUAAACAAAAAAAAAU